Molecule: messenger RNA, 736 nt
Organism: Durio zibethinus
Lineage: Eukaryota; Viridiplantae; Streptophyta; Magnoliopsida; Malvales; Malvaceae
Product: vesicle-associated membrane protein 711-like
Biological process (GO): vesicle-mediated transport
Cellular component (GO): membrane
Source: RefSeq, a predicted model, not a curated record
GAGGAAAAAACAGGGAAACAGGGAUUGCAGAGCAAUGGGGAUAUAUUAUGGCAUGGUAGCGAGGGGGCAGGUGGUGUUGGCGGAGUUUAGCGCGACCCAAGCAAAUGCGAGUACAAUCUCGAGACAGAUAUUAGAGAAGAUGAACGAAGCAAAGAAUGAUAGCAAUUCUUCGUUUUCGCAUGAUCGUUAUAUUUUUCAUGUGAAGAGAACCGAUGGCCUCACCGUUCUUUGCAUGGCGGAUGAUGCCUCUGGAAGGAGAAUCCCUUUUGCUUUCCUUGAAGAUAUCCAUCAAAAGUUUGUUAAGACCUAUGGUCGUGCUAUUCUUUCAGCUUCAGCUUAUGCCAUGAAUGAUGACUUCUCCAGGGUCCUGAGUCAACAAAUGGAACAUUUCUCAAAUGAUCCGAACGCGGAUAGAUUAAACCGUUUGAAAGGGGAAAUGAGCCAGGUACGGAGUGUAAUGAUUGACAACAUUGAGAAAGUUUUGGAGAGAGGUGACCGCUUGGCGUUGCUGGUUGAAAAGACAAGUACGAUGCAUGGGAAUUCACUUCGGUUCAAAAGGCAAUCUCGUCGUUUCAAAAAUUCUAUGUGGUGGAGACAUUGUAAGUUCACAGCGACAUUGAUACUACUGCUUCUGUUGAUCAUCGCAUAUGUUCUGCUCACGUUUGUUUGUCAUGGAUUCUUUUUGUCGUCCUGCAUAUGAUGUAACACGGUAGCGGCUUUCAUGGUUUGUCAAUUA